Messenger RNA from Paramecium sonneborni, 1072 nucleotides. NCBI's taxonomy places the organism in Eukaryota, Ciliophora, Oligohymenophorea, Peniculida, Parameciidae. The record is from the annotation of a GenBank genome assembly.
AUGUUAAUAUGGUUAGCAUUAUAUUUUCAUAAAAUAUUAUUAGGAGAGAAUUACUUUAGAAUAAUUAUGAUUUUGAGUGUAUUUUGGAUUUCUAAAUAAUUCAGUAUUUUAAAAGGAUUAGUCUAUUUACUUUUAUUAGUUGGAUAAUUAAAGAAAAAAUAAUAAUUUAAAAUCACUAGACACUAGACGUUAUUCAUGUGCAAUCUCAAUUUUAUAUUUGGCAUUCGUUUAGUUUUUUUUAUUAAAAUUAUUUAAUAUACCAUAAUUUAAGGUGAAUGUUUAUUUUCAAUAUUUGGGAGUCUAUGAAUAACCAUAAUUUAAUCCAGAUGAAUUAUUAGCUAUUUGGGAUUAUUUUUAUAAUAGAUUCAAUGUAAUAAUCAUUGAUUUAUUAUAUAUUCUUAUCGUCAGUUGGCUUGUCUAUUCAUAACAAACUAUUGAUGAUAGAAGAUGUUAGAAAAUAAUAAAUGAUUUAAAUUCUAAAGAUAGACCAAUUAGACUAUAGAAACCAAGUUGUUGGACUAAAUUCAAAUAGAAUUUAUCAAAUUUUAAUUAUUAAUUUUAGAAGAGUUUCUUAAUUCAUUUUGAUGAAAUAGUCAUCAUUUAUUCACUUAUUACUGCUUUACGUCAUGCAGAUAUUUUCAGAGGUGUCUUUUUAAUCUUCUUUAUACUUUAUGCUUUUGCACCACUUUAACAAAGAAGAAAGUAUAUGAGAAAUCAUUUAAGCAUUGGAUAUAUUAUAUUAUUCAUAUUAUAUUCAAUGUAAUUGAUGUUUCUAAGAUCAUUAUCCACACUCAAUUUUGUAUUUAAAUUUGGUGGUUUGGAUGAAGUUACACAAUAAUUUCAAUUCUCUUUCUAUUUCAUCUACAAAUAUUAUGAUAUCGUUAUAGAAUGUGUAUUAUUAACAUUUUCAAUUUAAGUAAUCUAAAAAAGUGAACAUUAUUAAGAAUACAAGAAAAAAUUAAAUAAUUAUAAUCUCGAUUAUUUAUAGUAAAUAUUUUACAAUAAUGGAUUAAUUUUUUGUUAAAUAAUUGCUUUAAUUGUAGCAUUUAUUCCACCUGCUAAUUUGUUGUGA